UUUUUCUGGAGUUUUCAAGGCUCGCGACCCACAUGGCUCGGUCCUAUCGGAGUCGGACGUUAAAUUCGAUGGUCCCGCCUCGAUGGGCGUUCAACCCAUACAGUAUACAGUUACUUUUACUGGUACAACCGCUGCCGUAAAAAAAACAAGAUGCGCCCUUCCCGACAUAGAAGACGGAUACAGCAUCAUUCAUGAACAUCAAGUUAAUUUGAGCGGGUGGCCGGGGGGGGGGGGGCUUCCAGUGGUGUAAAAUCCUACUUCUUUCCUCCUCCUCGACUAUUCCACCUGCCUGCCUGCCUUACGGUUUUCCUGUAUCAAAAUGAUUGUCAUUAUCUUGAUCUGCUUCCCUUUACUAGGACUGAACAUUUCGUUCAUGCGUCUAUGUCAUUGUGUUGAAUGGGGUUCCGUGGCUGGGUAGUUAGUGAACUCAGGUUCACAAUAUGGCCAAAGUGUAUGUCGGUCACUCUGCCUGUAGGUGAGUGAUCACUGAGGCGCAGUCUUGGGCAAGAUACGAUAACCCAAGCUAAAGAAACAACAGGGCGCUGCACAGUAGCAAACCAGCAAUGGCGUAUUUAUUGCCUAUGUUUGCUGAUAUUGUGUUUCAUCCACGCAUGUAUGUAUCCGUGUUUUUGUGUAUGUAUUAUACAAUAUAAAACAAAUUUCCAAAGGGGAUCAAUACACUUUACUUUAUAUAUCAUUAAAUCUUUUUUUCUUUUUUUUUUUUUGGUAUUUAUUUAUCUACUCGAUGGUCCCUGUUUGUCUUUCAUUUUCCCCUUGUACUAAAUAACUUUAUCGUGUCCAUGUUGGCAUUUAUUAACUCCUUUCAUUCAUUCAUGUUUCCAUGCCUUUCAUUUGUCACCUUCACUACGUUCUCUGUCCUUUGCCAGGUGUUCCAACGUAACGACAUCACCGCCUACCAGGGCGUGAAGGAACCUGCGGCUAUGAACACGAUUCUUGGGGAACUCCAGAAAGGCUUGUUCUCUCCGGCCUGCGUCGGUACAACGAUGUCGGUGAUCGCUUCCACAGAGACCCCUUCUCGGCCCUGAUUGUGUCCCCUUAUUCCAGUAUCCCAAGAUUCGCAUUGACCACUGUCCACCUGUUCCACUUAAACAUCAUCUACGAGAUGGGUCUGAUACCAGAACUCUUCAAAACGGUUUCUAAUGACUACAGUGCAAAUGUGCUUUUCGCCGGUGACUUCAACGCCGGAUCGCCCUUCAUGACUCGUUGCCAGUACAACAAUCUCACAGUGACCACUGACCCUACCUACGACUGGCUCAUUGACUUCAAUCAAGACUCUGCUACAUGGACGAAUAUGACAACCUCUUGGGCUAGAUUCUUGGCGGCAGGCAAACAGCUUGUGGCCGCUAGUAGUAACGCCAAUGGCCAUGUCAUAAACAUGAUGAAAGAGUACGGCCUAACGGAGGAACAGCCGGACAUUGUGCUGUUUUGGUACCUUGUUUUUCAGUCUACCGAGAGCUUGGCUGGUUUGGCUGAUUUAUGA
Aplysia californica (California sea hare) is the source of this 1501-nucleotide messenger RNA. Its product is annotated as deoxyribonuclease-1. Lineage: Eukaryota; Metazoa; Mollusca; Gastropoda; Aplysiida; Aplysiidae. The record is from RefSeq and is a predicted model, not a curated record. Gene Ontology annotation, cellular component: nucleus. Gene Ontology annotation, biological process: DNA catabolic process. Gene Ontology annotation, molecular function: DNA nuclease activity.